Messenger RNA from Cooperia oncophora, 462 nucleotides. NCBI's taxonomy places the organism in Eukaryota, Metazoa, Nematoda, Chromadorea, Rhabditida, Trichostrongylidae. The record is from the annotation of a GenBank genome assembly.
AUGGCUAAAAUAGCAAUUGACGAAGAUGAAAGCAGUGAAAUGACAGCAAUGACAAUCAGCAUACACAAUGCUAAUGAGCUACUGAGCAUGGCAGUUCACCGUAUGGGAUUAACCACCGGACCAUUAACGUAUGCAUGGGAUAAGCCAUAUGAUGAUCGUAGCGCAUCUCACGAAUUCGCAACGUCGUUACGUGACAGAAGGGCUCGCUUUACGUUCAAGAGGUUCGAUCAAAGGACCGUGCCGUGGGUAGCCUCGUUAUUGCCUCUAAUUUCCAACCAACUGAUCUUUGGCGAUGAAUGCACCGAAGCCGAAGGUCGCACAUGGCAUCAUCAUCAUUUCCAGUGUGCCGAUUGCUCCAAAGAAUUGGGAGGGCAGAAGUACAUGCAGAGGUUCGAAGAAGGCUUGCCAUCGCUUUCAUUAAGACUGUUUCUGAUUAUUUUCCUAUUUAGGAACAACAAGCCU